Messenger RNA from Sus scrofa (pig), 1267 nucleotides. It is a transcript of the gene CD40, whose product is annotated as CD40 molecule. Gene Ontology annotation, molecular function: signaling receptor activity; protein binding. The record is from RefSeq and is marked provisional. Gene Ontology annotation, biological process: immune response-regulating cell surface receptor signaling pathway; B cell activation. Gene Ontology annotation, cellular component: CD40 receptor complex; external side of plasma membrane. NCBI's taxonomy places the organism in Eukaryota, Metazoa, Chordata, Mammalia, Artiodactyla, Suidae.
AUGGUUCGUCUGCCUCUGAAGUGUCUCCUCUGGGGCUGCUUUUUGACCGCCGUCCACCCAGAACCACCCACUUCAUGCAAAGAAAACCAAUACCCAACAAACAGCCGGUGCUGUAAUUUGUGCCCGCCAGGACAGAAACUGGUGAACCACUGCACAGAGGUCACUGAAACAGAAUGCCUUCCUUGCAGUUCCAGCGAAUUCCUAGCCACCUGGAAUAGAGAGAAACACUGUCAUCAGCACAAAUACUGCGACCCCAACCUAGGUCUCCAGGUCCAGAGGGAGGGCACCUCGAAAACAGACACCACUUGUGUGUGCAGUGAAGGCCAUCACUGUACCAACAGCGCCUGUGAAAGUUGCACCUUGCACAGCUUGUGCUUCCCUGGCCUCGGGGUCAAGCAGAUGGCGACAGAGGUUUCUGACACUAUCUGUGAACCCUGCCCAGUUGGCUUCUUCUCCAAUGUAUCAUCUGCUUCAGAAAAGUGUCAGCCUUGGACAAGCUGCGAGAGCAAAGGCCUGGUGGAACAACGUGCGGGGACUAACAAGACCGAUGUUGUCUGUGGUUUCCAGAGUCGGAUGAGAGCCCUGGUGGUUAUCCCCAUCACGCUGGGGAUCCUGUUUGCCGUCCUGUUGGUAUUUCUCUGUAUCAGAAAGGUGACCAAGGAGCAGGAGACUAAGGCCCUGCACCCUAAGACUGAAAGGCAGGAUCCCGUGGAGACGAUUGAUCUGGAGGAUUUUCCCGACUCCACCGCUCCGGUGCAGGAGACCUUACAUUGGUGCCAGCCCGUCACCCAGGAGGAUGGCAAAGAGAGCCGCAUCUCCGUGCAGGAGCGAGAGUGAGGCUGUGCGUGGCCAGGAGCGUGGAGGCACGGGCACAGGGGCAUGUGACUGGAGAGCCCGGGGCGGCUGCUGCUGCUGUGGCGGUGGUGAGAGGGUGGUGCUGGGCACAGCCCCCUCUGCCUGCACCCCUGCAGUCCAGAUACAGUCCACCUCGAGGAGCUUCUCACCCCAGCCCUGGAGCCCAUUCAAUCUCAGUUUGCUUUUAAAGAUGGAGACAAAACUUUGGGGAGUCACAGCCACAGUAAUAACCACCAGAGCUUCCAACCCAGAGGUUCAGUACCUGCAGAUGCAAGGGAUGGCGUCUAGGAGCCCAGGAGGCAUAUACAUGACUGUCCACCACUGCAUUGUUCGUGACAGUGAGUGACUGGAAACUGCUUAACUGUCCAUCAACAGGGGACUGGCUAAAUAAAAUUGUAACAUGUUUAUGCAA